UUCAUUCGUCCACAAGGUGUACCAGCUCCUCCCCUUCAGUCUUGCACAGGUGUACCGGCUCCUCCCCUUCAGUCUUGCACAGUUUUUCCAGCUCCUCCCCUACAGUCUUGCACAGGUGUACCGGCUCCUCCCCUUCAGUCUUGCACAGGUGUACCGGCUCCUCCCUUUGAGUCUUUCACAGGUGUACCUGCUCCUCCCUUUGAGUCUUUCACAGGUGUACUGGCUCCUCCCUUUCAGUCUUGCACAGGUGUACCAGCUCCUCCC
Staurois parvus is the source of this 264-nucleotide messenger RNA. The record is from the annotation of a GenBank genome assembly. NCBI's taxonomy places the organism in Eukaryota, Metazoa, Chordata, Amphibia, Anura, Ranidae.